AGAAGAGGGCUUUUUUUUCUUUCGCUCUUUCUUCGGGUCCUUAUCAGCAAUUCAGAUUGCAUGCAAAUCGGCAGCGUCAUCGUCAUUUCUUUCUUGCGAGCGAAAAAAAAAUCAAGGGAGGAGGAGGAGGAGAUGGAGGAGUGAAGGAGGGGGGGGAGAGAGAGAGAGACUCAACCGUCCUCGGUCCUCCUCUUAUGGGCAACACUUCGCUUCUGUUCUCCCUGCUGCUACGAGCUGGCAGUGUGGAGGCGUGAGACUCCGGCGCCCCAGAGCGCCUGAUCGAUGCGGGCUGCAGGAAAGUUCAGCUGAGCGCUCUUCUGCAGAGAGGAGGGGGGCUCGUCUUCAUAACUCCGCCGUGCCCGAGGAGAAGCAGGAGUCCUGCGCGGGGCUGGGAGGUGGGGGGAUUAUUUCGGAGAGAACACACACACGCACACACGCCUCUGCCGUGAUCAUGGCCACGCAGCGCCGACGGACCGCGGCCAGCCGGUGCUCGCGGGCUCUGCUCGUGCUCGCCGUGCUGUGCGCCCGCUGCUGCCGCGCGACCUGCCCGGAGAGAGCGCUGGAGCGGCGCGAGGAGGAGGCGAACAUAGUUCUGACCGGGACCGUGGAGGAGAUCCUCAACAUGGACCCCGUGCACAACACGUACUCCUGCAAGGUGAGGGUGUGGCGCUACCUGAAGGGCCGGGAGGUCGUGACCCGGGACGUCCUGCUGGACGGGGGCAACAAGGUGAUGAUCGGGGGCUUCGGCGACCCCGGGAUCUGCGACAACCAGGUGGCCACGGGGGACACGCGCAUCUUCUUCGUCAACCGCGCGCCCGCGCAGCUGUGGCCGGCGCACAGGGGCGAGCUGAUGCUGAACUCCAGCCUGAUGAGGAUCACGCUGCGCAACCUGGAGCAGGUGGAGCACUGCGUGGAGGACCGCAAGAUGGCCCCUGCAGACAAACCGGUGCACUUCACUCCAGCACAGCCCCCGGAUGGGUGCAGAGGGAUGCUGUGCGGAUUCGGGGCGGUGUGCGAGAGGGACCCCGCGGACCCCUCCAAGGGGGAGUGUGUGUGCAAGAAGACCUGCCCGCCCGUGGUGGCGCCGGUCUGCGGCUCCGACUCUUCCACCUACUCCAACGAGUGCGAGCUGGAGAAGGCCCAGUGCGCCACGCAGAGGAGGCUCAAGGUGGUGCGCAAGGGGUCCUGCGCCAAGGACCCCUGCAGCGAAGUGACCUGCAGCUACGGCAGCACCUGCGUCCAGUCCUCCGACGGCCAGUCCGCCAAGUGCAUGUGCCCGCUGUCCUGCGAGCAGGAGCCCCUGCACCGGGUGUGUGGCAGUGACGGGCAGGACUACCCCAGCGAGUGCCAGCUGAACCAGCACGCCUGCCGCCUGCAGAAGAACAUCAGGAAGGAGCACGACGGCCCCUGCGACCCCUGCCAGGACAGCCGGAGCAACCCGAACGUGGCCUGCCGCGUGGAGCCGCGGACCCGCCGGCCCCAGACCUUCGCCUCGCCGGAGUCCUGCCCGGCGGACCGCGAGCCCGUCUGCGCCAGCGACGGCCAGACCUACGACAACAAGUGCAGGAUGGAGCGCACGGGCAAGCUGCAGGGCCUGGAGCUGAAGGUUCUGCACGCCGGGCGCUGCCGGAAGGAGGACGAGUGCCCGGAGGGGUGCCCGUUCAACGCCGUGUGCCAGGUGGAGCGCAGCGGCCCGCGCUGCUCCUGCGAGGCCAUCCAGUGCGACGGCACCUACAGUCCUCUCUGCGGCACGGACGGGCGCACCUUCGGCAACAACUGCGAGCGGCGCAGGGCUGAGUGCCAGGCCCGGGCGUACAUCCCCGUGAAGCAGGGCCCGUGCGGGCUCCACAACCCCAGCCCCUGCCAGGACAAGCCCUGCGGCUUCGGCGCGGCGUGCGUGGUGAGGAACGGGGAGCCGGUGUGCGAGUGCCCGGACGCCUGCCCCAAGGUGCACGACCCCGUGUGCGGCGACGACGAGCACACCUACGGCAGCCAGUGCGAGAUGAAGGCCAUGGGCUGUGUCCUGCAGAGGGAGAUCCGGAUCCGGCACAAGGGGCCCUGCGAGCCCUGCAGCAGCUGCCGCUUCGGCGCCAUCUGCGACACGGAGACGGGCCGCUGCGUGUGCCCGACGGAGUGCGUGGCGUCCCACCAGCCCGUGUGCGGCACCGACGGCGCGACCUACGCCAACGAGUGCGAGCUGCACGUGCAGGCGUGCACGCAGCAGAAGGACCUGCGGGUGGCGGCGCAGGGGGAGUGCAAGACCUGUGGGGACGGCGUGUGCUCCUGGGGCGCCAUGUGCGUGAGGAACCAGUGUGUGUGCCCCAGCUGCGCGGGUCAGCCCGGCGCCCCGGUGUGCGGCAGUGAUGGGGUCACCUACGACAGCACCUGCGACCUGCGGGCUGCCUCCUGCCACCUGCGGAAGAAAAUAGACAUCGCCAGGACGGGCCCCUGCGAUGAAGAGUGCGGCUCCUCCGGCGGCUCGGGUUCGGGAGAGGACAGCGCCUGCGAACAGGAGCGCUGUAAGAAGUUUGGAGGCUCCUGGGACGAGGACGCGGAGGACGACCGCUGUGUGUGCGACUUCACCUGCCAGAGCGUACCGCGGAGCCAGGUGUGUGGGACGGACGGCCGCACCUACAGCAGCGAGUGCCAGCUGAAGAAGACCCGCUGCGAGAAGCAGGCCCACGUUGAGAUCCACAGCCAGGGGCCCUGUGCAGCCACCCCCAGCACAGCGGCCCCCACGGCCUCGGCCCAGCACUGCAGCCAAGCGGUUUACGGCUGUUGCCUUGACAACACAACGUUCGCCCUCGGAGUGGGGCUGGCGGGCUGCCCUAGUACCUGUCUGUGCAACUCCUACGGGUCGUACGGGGGGUCCUGUGACCCCACGACCGGUCAGUGCUCCUGCAAGCCCGGGGUGGGCGGACCGAAGUGUGACCGCUGCGAGCCCGGAUUCUGGAACUUCCGCGGCAUCGUCACGGACAACAUGAGCGGCUGCACACCCUGCAACUGCAACCCGACGGGCUCUGUGCGGGACGACUGCGAGCAGAUGACCGGGCUGUGCUCGUGCAAGACAGGGGUGACGGGCAUGAAGUGCACCAUGUGUCUGGACGGCGGCGCCAGCUGUGAGAAGGGUCCCGCUGGCCAGGCCUCCUGCGCCGCGCUGCAGUGCCGGUUCGGCGCCACGUGCGCGGAGGUGAACGGCAAGGCCCAGUGCGAGUGCCCCCCGCCCGACUGCGCCGAGAAGAACAAGACCAAGGUCUGCGGUUCUGACGGGGUGACCUACGCUGACCGGUGCCAGCUGAGGACCAUCGCCUGCCGCCAGGCCACGGCCAUCUCUGUGAAGCACGUUGGACAGUGCUCAGAAACCAUCGUGACCCCCGCCCAGGCCGCCCAUGCGGGCGCUGGUCUGCUCGUAACUCUGCCUGCGAGGUCGCAGAGACGCAGCAGCGAGCUCUGCUUCUCGCCGAAACGACUGCCUGUGUUUUUCCUCCUGAUGAUCUCCCGAGGGUUCUGCCAGAGCCCGAUCCCGGGCCUGCGUGGCAGAUCUGCGGGUGUGCUAACCCUCCGUGUCCCCCUGCCAGAGCCCGCGGAGAGCACAACUGCCCUGCCAGCACCCGAGGACCGCUCCUCCUGCGACAACGCCCCCUUCGGCUGCUGCCCGGACAGCAGGACCGCGGCCAGCGACUCCGAGGGCACCAACUGUCCGCCCACCAUGAAGUUCAGCGGGUUCCUGCACCUGGAAGAGGUCGAAGGUCAGGAGGUGUUCUACACGCCAGAGAUGGACGACCCCAAGUCGGAGCUCUUCGGAGAGACGGCGAGGAGCAUCGAGUCCGCGCUGAACGAGCUGUUCCGGAAGUCGGACGUGCAGAAGGACUUCAAGAGCGUCCGGGUGAGAAGCCUGGCUCCCAGCAGCUCCAUCCUGGCCUUCGUGGAGGCCCACUUCGAUCCCGACACCCAGUACACUGUGGAAGACAUUGAGAACGCCCUUCUCACACAGCUGAAGGCCUCCAAGACUAAAGCUAUAUCGGUGAAGAAGCCGGAGAAGGACAACAUCAGGUUCAGUAAUUUCGGUUUGGUGUCCCUGCCUUUCUUCACCACAACCGCCACCACCACGGCAACUGUCACCAUGCCGACCACCACCACCCCCCUGCCGACUGCCACCGCGACGACGAGGAGGCCGAGCACCACGUCCCGGGCCACUACCCGACGGCCCUACAGCAACAGGCGGACCACCACGGCCGCGCCGGCCACUGCCCGCCGCCCCCCCACCACGACUACGCCCCCGGUCCCCUCCUCCACCUCCCCGCCGCUCACUACCCCCCCUGUGAGAGCCAGGCUGGUGCCCCAGCCUAAGAAGCCCCCCAAGCCGUGUGAGUCCCACCCCUGUCGCCACGGCGGCACCUGCGAGGAAGACGGGAGGGACUUCACCUGCAUCUGCCCCGCCGGCCGCGGAGGAGCCGUGUGCGAGAAAGUCAUCAGAUACUACAUCCCCUCCUUCGGGGGCAAGUCCUACCUGGCGUUCACCACCAUGAAGGCCUACCACACCAUGCGCAUCGCCAUGGAGUUCCGGGCCUCCGAGCUCAACGGGCUGCUUCUCUUCAACGGGCAGAACGGCAGGAAGGACUUCGUCUCCCUCGCCCUCGCGUCCGGCUUCGUGGAGCUCAGGUUCAACACCGGCUCCGGCACCGGCGUGCUCACCAGCAGGGUGCGGGUCGAGCUGGGCAAGUGGCACCAGGUGGUCGUGACGCGGAACCGGCGCAGCGCCAUGCUCAGCGUGGACAGCGAGGCGCACGUCACCGGGGAGAGCCCGCCGGGCACCGACGGCCUGAACCUGGACACCGACCUCUUCAUCGGGGGCGUCCCGGAGGAGCUCCUGGCGGACGUGAGGGAGAGGACGUCCGCCUCCGCCGGCCUGGUGGGCUGCGUCCGCGCGCUGGACGUCAACAACAUGCUGUACAACCUGCAGGAGAACGGGGGCGAGGUCCUGUACGGCAGCGGCGUGGGCGAGUGCGGCAACAACCCCUGCCUGCCCAACCCCUGCAGGAACGGGGCGUCCUGCCUGGCCAAGGAGGCCGAGAUGUUCCACUGCAAGUGUGUCCACGGCUUCUCAGGUCCCACCUGUGCAGACGCUCACAACCCCUGCGAGCCGAACCACUGCCACCCCUCCGCCCAGUGCCAGGUGUUGCCCCAGGGCGGGUACAAGUGCGUCUGUCCAAUGGGACGCGAGGGAACUCACUGCGAGAGAGAAUCGAGAAGUGGCGCCAGAGAGACCUUCAUGCCUUUCUUCAACGGGGACUCGUACCUGGAGCUGAAGGGACUGCAGAGCUACGGACACGACCUGCAGCAGAAAGUCAGCCUGACGCUGGUGUUCCUGGCCAAGGACCCCAAUGGCAUGAUCUUCUACAACGGGCAGAAAACAGAUGGCAAAGGGGACUUCAUCUCCCUGGCUCUGAGCGACGGGUUCCUGGAGUUCCGAUACGACCUGGGCAAGGGCCCAGCUGUGAUCAGGAGCAAGGAGAGGAUCGAGAUGGACGUCUGGAACACGGUCAGCCUGGAGCGCGCCAGUCGCAAGGGCGAGAUCAACGUCAACGACAAGGACCGCGUGAGGGGGGAGUCGCCGAAAUCUCGAAAGAACCAGCACACCGCGCUGAACCUCAAGGAGUCUCUCUUCAUCGGCGGAGCGCCGGACUUCAGCAGGCUGGCCAGAGCCGCCGCUCUGAAGGACGGGUUCAAGGGAGCGGUUCAGAAGAUCACGCUGAUGGGGACUCCGGUUCUGAAGCGAGCCAACGUCCUGAACUCCGUGGACAUCUCCAUGUACCAGCCGCACCCCUGCUCCCAGAGCGUGUGUCAGAACGGGGGGCUGUGUCGCCCCCUGCUGGAGGUCUACGAGUGCGUCUGCCAGCACGGCUUCACGGGCGGGCGCUGCGAGAACGCCAUCAUCGAGAAGUCGGCGGGGGAGGUGGAAGCCAUCGCCUUCGACGGGCGAACGUUCCUGGAGUAUCACAACGCUGUGACCAAGAGUCCCGAAGCUCUGGAGGUUCCCUCGGAUCAGAGCGAGAAGGCCCUGCUGGUGAACAGGUUCGAGCUCAGCAUCAAGACGGAGGCCACCCACGGCCUGCUGCUGUGGAGCGGGAAGGGGGUGGAGCGCUCCGACUACAUCGCCCUGGCGCUGGUGGACGGCCGCGUGCAGAUGACCUACGACCUGGGCUCCAAGCCCGUCGUGCUGCAGUCCACGGUCAGGGUCAACACCAACCGCUGGGUCCGGAUUAAGGCCAGCAGGGCUCUGAGAGACGGCUCCCUGCAGGUGGACAACGAGGCGCCGGUCACCGGCUCGUCGCCCCUGGCCGCCACGCAGCUGGACACCGACGGCACCCUGUGGCUGGGCGGGCUGGAGCAGCUGGCCGUGGCCAGGAAGCUGCCCAAGGCCUACAGCACGGGCUUCGUGGGGUGUGUGAAGGACGUGGUGGUGGACGGCCUGGAGCUGCACCUGGUGGAGGACGCCUUAAACAGCCCCAAAAUCCUGCACUGCUCGGCCAAAUAACCGGCGCCGCCCACCCUGUCUAUUGCUGUAAUUAUUUUCUAUUUUUGUAUACUUUUAUUGCUUUUUAUAUUGGAAAAUACAUCGUUGUUUUUCGUUUGUUUUUGUUUUGGUUCGGUUUGUUGUUUUCUGCUCCUCUGUUGUUGUUGGACGCCAUCGUUCUCCGGACGAGCCCUGCAAGCCCUCGUGUCGUGGAGGUCUCUGGGAGGGGAGGCCGAAGCCCCGCUCGUGCCUGGAGCCUGGCAGGUGGCGCUGGUGCCGCCGUCCCCUCCCCUCCCCUCCACCUCGCAGGACUGUCCAGCCCGGGCGGACCGGCGCCGAGGGAUCGAGCGGGACCGGCCCCUUUGUGUUACUGUGUUGUUAUUGUUCCUUUUUUUAUACUUUUAAGAAUUAAUUUAUGUGUGAGCGUACCUGUGACUGACUUCUAGCUUGCUACAGUACGUGAUUGUAAGAUAAUGAAAGAAUGAGCUGCCUUCGGCCGGCAGUAAGGAGGACAGAGCUCCCGCUGCGAAAUCACACAGAACAAAGCGUGUUCCGACCCCGAAGGGCAGCGUCUGGGACGGGACAGACAGCAGUGCCCGUCUCCGCGGCGCUGUUCCAGCUCUGCGUGGGCCUCACCCCGCAGCGCGGCUCUUGGCUUCACAGAAACACGCGUGUAAUGACCACGCCUCGCGUGUGGAGCUGUGCACCUUUCUGAUUUAGGAAACGCCAACGUCGUUUUAAACAUUUAGAUGCAAAACACCUGCCAGUGCAGGUUUCAGUACACGCGGGGAGAGCCUGCAGAGCUCGUCUUGCUAGCUGUUCAUCAUGCCUCAUAUCUCAUGAGAUAUACAAAUUCCUGCCGACAAAACCUUUGUGUUUCCUGUCUCUCUCACGUUUUCCUUGCUACAAGGGUCGCGCCCUGGGCAAAGACGUAGCGGUCUUGUAAUCAGCAUUUGAAAGAGAAGUUCGGUGAAGAUUUUGUUUGAACGUCAAAGGUUGCUACUGAGCCAAAUAACAGAUGCCUUUUUGAAACAUACUGAGAGGCCUUAAAAACACAACAACGGAGAAUUGGAACUGAUAGCGUUUGUUGCAUUGUUAAUGCCUCACGGUAUAAUUAAUGUUAACAAGAGCUAAGUGCUUUUUAAAAAAACUGUUUUCUCUUCUUUUUAUUGGUUUAAGUGUUUAAAAUGUGCCAAAAGAGAAAAAAAAAGAAACGUCUGUGAUAGUCAUGCCACCAGGGGGCGCUGUAACACAAGCAGAGGAGUCCUUCAGCGACAGAGGGCGCAGGGUUGGGCGCCAGGGGCCGGAGUCUCCGUUCAUCAUGGGCAAAUGGAGAAAAGACUGAUAUGUCCAUUUGUGAGGUUUCUAUUCACAAGCAACUGAGAACUUCCUUUUCCAUUCUUGAAAUGUAAGAAAAACAAACUGAAACGAUCUCCAGAUGCCUUUUGGGCUCAGCAGCCCAGUUCUUGCAGAAGCUGGGAAAAAAAAAGACAAGGAUCCUUUGCAUCUGUCAUCCUUUGCCCUGAAGGAAACAAUAAAAAUACUAAUUACAAUAGUGCAUGGGUUUGUGCUGUUGGAUGAAUAGCCUGUAUAAAGAGAGAACCAGUGUAAUCAAAGAGUUCUGUUGGUCUGAAACGUGCAUUAUUGCAAGACUUUAAAAUUGUGCUCAAUUUGCAUUUAUUAAGUGACAAAAAACGUGCUUGUUCACAGUAGGAAGCCAGUGGCCCUAUAAAUGGUUCCUUGCUUUUUAUUUUUCUAACGUUCCACGUUACUAGAGAUACUUUUGCACAAAGCUGGGAUCUAAACUGUAAAUUAGUAACGCAUCAAUCUCAAGGUGUUUUUGUAUGAUACACUGGAACAGAACAUAUGCAGUCGUGGGGAAUUCACGAUCUUGACAUUUGGAAAUCCGCGUCACUGGGGUUGGGACUUUGUAAAAGAAGGUCUUUAACACGUCUGUAUUCUCUCCUCUGGGAGUGGUGUGGUUUUUGGGGCGAGGCUUGUGGAGAUACAGGAGGCUUGUGUGGAGCGAGAGCUGUGAUCGAAGCUUCCAGCCGGAUUCUGCACAGGCCCUGAACACGGCGUGAUCUGACGUAACGGCAUUUCAUUCUUGGUUGGCUCGUUUGUUGAUCAGCUUCACAUUAAAGUGAAAGAAAUUUUACGGUAAUAAAUUUACAGCUGUGCAGAAAACACAGUUCCUGUCCGUCAGAAGCCUCGUCAGAAAACACAAAUCAGACUAACGAGGGUUUUUGAAAUACUGUAAUAGGAUAAAAAUUCCAGGCUUGGCAACACGCUGUACCGUCUCAGAAAUGCCUUAAACAAUGGAAAUUGCCUGAUUCUGGUGACCGCUGUGUUCAUGUUGUGUUGUGCACUUACUUUAGCCACUACCUUAGUUUUAUCCCUAUAAUGUAAAAAUAACAAUAAUAAAUAAUGACAACAAUAACAAAACAA
This is a messenger RNA of Lepisosteus oculatus (spotted gar), 8965 nucleotides long. The record is from RefSeq and is a predicted model, not a curated record. NCBI's taxonomy places the organism in Eukaryota, Metazoa, Chordata, Actinopteri, Semionotiformes, Lepisosteidae.